This is a messenger RNA of Podarcis raffonei (Aeolian wall lizard), 3669 nucleotides long. RefSeq names its product heterogeneous nuclear ribonucleoprotein U like 1 (gene HNRNPUL1). The transcript has 15 exons. NCBI's taxonomy places the organism in Eukaryota, Metazoa, Chordata, Lepidosauria, Squamata, Lacertidae. Gene Ontology annotation, molecular function: protein binding. The record is from RefSeq and is a predicted model, not a curated record. The coding region runs from base 90 to 2654 and encodes 854 amino acids.
GCGGCGGCGGCCAUUUUGAGCCGAGCCCGGAACGGAGCGCCGAUGGCCGGGCAACCGCGACCCCGCGGCGGGGCUUGAGCGGGGGGGAUAUGGAUGUGCGGAAGCUGCGCGUCAACGAGCUGAAGGAGGAGCUGGGCCGGAGGGGCCUCGACACCCGCGGGCUGAAGGCGGAGCUGGCCGAGCGGCUGCAGGCGGCGCUGGAAGCGGAGGAGGCCCGCGGAGGAGCGCCGGGAGCGGGCGCCGACCAGCAGGAGCAGCUGCCGGACGGACAUUAUGGCACCCACGACAACACUCAUCAGGACAACAUGCAAGGAUACCACCAGCCAUACGAGCACUUCAGCGUUAAACAGGAGAACGAAUCUGGGUACGAGAGGGGACCUAUAGACCAAGAUCAUUCUGGCUUACAUUCAGAAAUGAAGACAGAAGUGAAGCAAGAGGAGCCAGCCCCUGGCUAUAACAUGCCAACUUCUGGGUACAAUGCACCUUCCUCGGGACCUGCGUCUAACUACAACACUUCAGUUUCUGGCUACAAUGCACCCCCUUCCAAUUAUGGCUCUUCCGACUCAUCCCAGCCCUGGCAGCAGCAGCAGCAAGGCCGCAAGAGGCCAGCUGAGGAGUCCCGGGGGCGCGGAUAUUACGAACACCGAGAUGAUAAGAGGGGCCGCUCUCCUCAGCCGCCUGCUGAAGAUGACGAAGAGGAUUUUGAUGAGUCGCUGGUGGCCAUUGAUACAUAUAAUUGCGACCUGCAUUUCAAAGUUGCCCGUGACCGAUACAGCGGCUACCCUCUGACCAUAGAAGGGUUCGCUUUCCUGUGGUCAGGUGCCCGAGCCACCUACGGGGCAAGGCGAGGGAGGGUCUGUUACGAAAUGAAGAUUAACGAAGAGAUAUCUGUCAAGCAUCUUCCGCCAACCGAGCCCGAUCCUCACGUCGUGCGCGUUGGGUGGUCGCUGGAUUCUUGCAGCACCCAGCUAGGUGAAGAGCUUCACUCCUAUGGCUAUGGCGGCACAGGGAAGAAAUCCACCAACAGCAAGUUUGAAAAUUACGGGGAAACUUUUGCGGAGAACGACAUCAUCACCUGCCUCGUGGACUUUGAGUGUGGCGACGAUGUUGAAAUGUCUUACAUGAAGAACGGGAAAUGGCUAGGGGUGGCCUACCGACUGCGGAAGGAGGCGUUGGGGGGCCAGGCACUCUUUCCUCAUGUCCUGGUGAAGAACUGCGCUAUCGAGUUCAACUUCGGCCAGAGGGAGGAUGCCUUCUUCCAAGUCCCGCCUGGGUUCACCUUCAUCCAGCAUCUUCCCUUGUCAGAGCGGGUCCGGGGGACAAUUGGACCAAAGAGCAAAACGGAAUGUGAGAUUUUAAUGAUGGUCGGGUUACCUGCAGCUGGGAAGACCACGUGGGCCAUUAAGCAUGCUGCAGCCAAUCCGUGCAAGAAAUACAAUAUUCUGGGAACAAACGCCAUCAUGGACAAAAUGAGGGUAAUGGGACUCCGACGCCAACGGAACUACGCUGGCCGCUGGGACGUGCUCAUCCAACAAGCGACACAGUGCCUGAAUCGCCUGAUCCAAAUCGCGGCACGGAAGAAGCGAAAUUACAUCCUGGAUCAGACAAACGUUUAUGGAUCUGCCCAGAGACGAAAAAUGCGCCCUUUUGAAGGUUUCCAGCGCAAGGCUAUUGUAAUUUGUCCCACGGACGAGGAUUUAAAAGAUCGAACAGUAAAACGCACGGAUGAGGAGGGGAAGGAUGUGCCGGAUCACGCAGUGUUAGAAAUGAAAGCCAACUUCACGCUGCCAGAAGCCGGCGACUUCCUGGACGCAGUGGUCUACAUCGAGCUGCAGCGGGACGAAGCCGAGAAGCUGGUGAGGCAGUACAACGAGGAAGGCAAGAAGGCUGGCCCGCCACCCGAAAAACGCUUUGACAACCGCGGGGGAGGCUUCCGUGGCCGUGGAGGCGGCGGCGGAGGAGGAGGCGGCGGCGGAGGUGGCUUUCAGCGCUUCGAGAACCGAGGUCCGCCUAUGGGCAACCGGGGUGGCUUCCAGAAUCGAGGAGGAGGCGGCGGUGGCGGUGGAGGAGGGUUCAGAGGUAGCUUCAACAGGGGCGGUGGCGGUGGUGGUGGCGGCGGCGGCUACAACCAGAACCGCUGGGGAGGCGGAAACCGAGACAGCAGCAACAACAACCGGGGCAACUACAACCGGAGCAACCAGCAGCAGAGCAGCUACAGCCCGGCGCGAAACCAGAAUACGUACAAGAGCAGCAGCAACAUGCCCCCCGCCCCUGCGCCCGCCCCCGCCCCAGCUGCACCUCCCAGUACUUACAACCCAGGACCACAGCAGAGCUACAGCCAGCCCUACAACCCCCCAUCCAGCUACAGCCAAGGGGGAUAUGCCCCGAGCUACAACUAUGGGAGCUACAGUGGUUACAGCCAAAGCUACAGCCAGCCCCCGCCUGCACCAGCUCCGGCCCCAGCCCCAGCCCCAGCCCCGGCCCCCACCCCACCAGCCUACAAUCAGCCCAACUACAACCAGUACCAACAGUACGCCCAGCAGUGGAACCAGUACUAUCAGAACCAGAACCAGAACCAGUGGCCCCCGUACUACGGCAGCUACGACUACGGGAGCUACACGGGCACCUCGCAGGGAGGCUCCAGCACUCAGUGAUGGCAGCGCGCCAUCCUCGGAGGGGGGGGGGGCGAGCAGCUUGGCUGCGCCGCUUUUGGCAAGUUUUUAAACUUGGCAGUGGGCAUUUCUGUCUCGGGAAACCCAGAGGGGAAGGAGCGUCUUCCCAUGUUUCCUCUCUGUAGUUUAGCCUUCCUCAACUUCUUGUGGGAGGAAGGGGGGCUCCAGGGGUUUGAGACUACAACUCCCAUCAGCCCCAGCCCAUUAGCUGGGGCUGAUGGGACUUGUAGUCCAAAACCCCUGGAGGGUUUCCCCAGUUGGGGAAGACUGCUGUCAUUUCAGAAGGUGGCUGCGUUUUUACCUGUACAGCUAGAGGCAUGCUUCCUUUCCUUUGUACCAUCCCUCACGAGGAAGUUGCAUUUAUCCCUUUUCUCUCCUUGUUGAAGACAAUUCUUUUUUCUCCUUUUUAAAAAAAUGAUUCUGGACAAAGAAAAAGCUAGAAUGUUCAGCCUUACAUCCUUGUAUUUUUGUAGGCCCAGAUCCACCUUAGCACUAGCCUUUCUACAGUAGUUGGGUGGGUGGGUGGAGUUGCGCAAGGGGCCCCUCUUAGGAUUUUACCACCACACUCUCUCUCUCUUCACCCCCACCUCGCACAAGUCUGCUAGUGAUCAUAAAUUCCAAGCAUUUUGGAAACUCUUCCUGCAGUUCAGUGUCACCCAUCUUUGAGGUGUUUUUAUCUUGUCUUUUUCUGCAAAUAACUAUUAAAACUGGAGGGAAAAGAGAUGGCUGUCUUAUGGUAAUUAUGAACUUUUUUUUUUAGACUUUUAUGUAACUUUUUACCGUGGGUCAGCAGCUGUUAAUAUUUUCAUCAAGGUAACAAUUCCUUUUUUGCUCAAUACAGGAGAGAAGAAAACAAAAAGAGGGGGAAAUCAUCUUAAAUGUGUAACUUUUUAUACAAUGUCUCAGUUUCUGUAACUUUGCACAUGCUUUGUGUUGAGUUGAAUUGUAACAGCUUUUUGUAUUUGGAAGAAAAAAAGAGUGAAUAUUGAACUUUAAA